Messenger RNA from Cyphellophora europaea CBS 101466, 807 nucleotides. RefSeq lists its product as uncharacterized. Gene Ontology annotation, biological process: 7-methylguanosine RNA capping; 7-methylguanosine cap hypermethylation. Bases 1 to 807 code for a protein of 268 amino acids. Gene Ontology annotation, molecular function: RNA cap trimethylguanosine synthase activity. The record is from RefSeq and is a predicted model, not a curated record. The transcript has 3 exons. Lineage: Eukaryota; Fungi; Ascomycota; Eurotiomycetes; Chaetothyriales; Cyphellophoraceae. Gene Ontology annotation, cellular component: nucleus.
AUGGUCAAGUCACGAAAACGCAAGAGUCAAGCACAGGUUGAAGACCUGCAACCCUCAAAACGACAAGAACUGUCAUCACCUUUGCCGAAUGGUGUCCAUCACUAUCAGAAUCUCGAAGACGUCCCUUGGGAUAUUCAGAAGUACUGGCAUCAGGGUUACUCGAUUUUCUCCAAAUACGACGAUGGUAUUUGGAUGACAGAUGAUGCCUGGUUUGGCGUCACACACGAGUCUGUCGCUAUCAAAAUUGCCAACCACGUUGCUAAGGCGGCGCCACAAGACAGAGCCAUUGUGGUAGAUCCUUUCUGCGGUGUAGGAGGGAACACAAUCGCCUUGGCACUAUCUGGGAGAUGGAAGCGAGUCUACGCCAUUGAGAGAGAUCCAGCUACCCUAGCCUGUGCCAGGCACAAUGCCGACAUCUACGGCGUCGGAGACAAAAUCACCUGGUUUGAGGGUGACUGCUUCGAGAUUCUAGGCUUGAAGCAAGGCAAGGAGAACGACACGCCGUUGGCUACUUUGAUCCAACGCCAUGGCGUAAUUUUUGCCAGUCCUCCGUGGGGAGGCCCCACAUACACGGAUUCAGAUGUCUUCGAUGUUGAGACCAUGGCUCCUUAUAGCCUGACUCACCUGUAUGACAACUUCUCGAGGAUAUCCAACUACGUCGCUUUGUACUUGCCAAGGUCCAGUGACGUACGCCAAAUAGCGAAGAAGGUCAGGAAUUCUGAUCAGACUCAGGUAAUCCACUACUGCACGAGAGGCGCGAGCCGAGCUCUGUGUGUCUAUUAUGGCCAUUGGGGCAGAAUUCCAUGA